AGCAGAAGAAGAAGAAGUCCUGUGUUUAGCUUCCGGGUUGCAGUAAGCGUCAGCUUGGAUUAUUUAUUUCGCCGCAAAAGUGAAGUUUUCCCGCAGUGGAAAAAUUGCGUUUCUUUGUAAAGUGGUGCGGCGAUGGCAGGACAGUGAGGCCAGUCUGCGGGCGGACCAGCUGCGGUGUGAUGGAGCGACCGGCCGGACAGCCGCAGGCCGGCGAGGGAGGACUGAGGAGGACGGGAGGCAAGGAGUGGAGGGAGGUGGGCUGUCAGAGCGACGCCGCCGAGAGGAGAGAUGCUGCGGUCCAGGUCGACCUGCUCAACCCGACAGCUCGUCACGUUGUGAUGUGGCAGUGUGUUGAUGUUACGGCGAAUCGGCCAGCAGGGGGCGCUCUGAACACAGCCCUGACUUCAGCCCACCGGCCAGUCCCUACUACCGUAACCAAACCUGUGUCACCACACUGGACGCCCCUCAACGCCCCGCGACCCGCCGCCACCGCCGCCGCCGCCGCCGCGCUGGAGCCGAGCGCCUGCAGGAAGAAGAUCCUCGUCCUCAACAAAGGAGGCGGGAGGCGGGUCCUGCUGGUGAUGGACUCCGCCCACCUGCAGACCGCCUCACCAGCGGCGGCUGCGGGGGCUCCAGCAGUUCGAGCUGAGGUAGCCAAGCGACCGAGCCUGCAGGUGGCGCCGCGCGUCCGAGCGGCAGCGACGACUCCGCAGACCAAGGAGGCCGCGAGUCGCCGGUUCCCUCAGUCGCUGAGCGUUCAGCACAUCAGCUCUGCGGCGCCCCGGCUGUCCCGCCCUCCUAACCCUAACCUGGCGGUCACAGCUGGCAGGCCGCCGGAGGCCACCCGGGACAAUCUAAACCCCGCUCAGUCAUCGCCACCAAGCGCUCCCCCGCCCGGCAGGAACAAGAUCCUGGUGAUGAGCGUGGCUGGCAGGCAGGUCCUGCUGGUGAUGAACGCCUCUCAGCAGCUCCCGCCUCUCCUGCAGCACCACCCCACCGCCGCCGCCACUGCCACCGCCACCGCCACAAAUCAAUCACACCUGUCUCCACAGCCGUCGGCCGAUCACCGCCCCCUCAGAGACCGCCUCGCACCCGGUGCCCCCUCCCUCCCUGCCGCCCCGCCCCCGUACGUCUGUGAGUUCUGCGGCCUGCGCUACGCCUCCGUCGCCACCCUGCGGCAGCACCGGCGGCACAUCCACGGCGCCGCCGGCGUCUUCAUCUGCCGGGUGUGCGGGAAGGGGCUGAGCUGCAGGCGGCAGCUGGCGCACCACUCACUGCUGCACCGCGGACACAAGCUCUACUGGUGCCGGCUGUGCGCGCGCUCCUUCAGCCACCUGGGGCCGCUGCGGCAGCACCGCCGCCGCCUGCACCGCCACAGCUGCCACGGCGGCUCGCACUGAGACAGCAUCUGCAAAAAGAAAAGAAAAAAAAGAAAGAAAUACCCUGUGAAAAUAAAAAAAAAUGAAAAGUUUGAUUUUA
Molecule: messenger RNA, 1479 nt
Organism: Myripristis murdjan (pinecone soldierfish)
Lineage: Eukaryota; Metazoa; Chordata; Actinopteri; Holocentriformes; Holocentridae
Product: fez family zinc finger protein erm-like
Exons: 4
Coding region: 180-1400 (406 amino acids)
Source: RefSeq, a predicted model, not a curated record